UCUAGCGUGGAAUCUGCGUGCAGUGUCUUGCGAUGGCGAAUACACGCAGCCUGUUGGCACGUGCUGUUUAACAGAACCGAACUCGGCGCUCUUCACUGCAAACCGUAACACUAUAUUUCUCCCUAGACGCACGUAACAGCUGGGACGAUUUGCUGUCCGAAAUGUGUAUGAGGGCUGUGAGUCCAUUAAUACCUUUAUCACUAAUGGGGGAUUUCAAGACGGGCGCUCAGACCAAGGGAGUUUCAGCUGUUGUCUUUCUUUUGAUAGCAGUAAUACUAGGGAAGACGGGCGUGGAAGCUAGGGUAGCACAGCAAAAAUCAGAGCCAUUUUUUGAUAUUCUAGAUGUACCACCGGAAUUAAGGAGCAUUCCAGAGAAGCCUACACUGUACGACAUCCUCUCCAUCCCGUCUAUGGAGGAGGCCGCGGUUAUGCGGAUAUCCUUCGCGCCAGACAGACCUAGCCAUAUCCCUGACGUCCCAAACGGUGGAACAGCCUGGAGUGGAGACUCUACCGAAUUCGUACCGGAACCCCCACUUUCCAUGUUUAAGAGGGACCGUGGCCCACCGUUCAGAGCAUGUCCGGUAAAGAAUGAAUGGGUUCACAUACAGACAGCAACAGAUAUUUACAAUGAAGAAGUGGAAGUUAGCCAACUCCAGUGGUUUUGGCACACUACCUGUCGGCACGAGAACCAGUCUUGCUACGGGUUCUCCCCAUCAGAAGAGGGAGCCACUACAGAGUGUCGGGAAACCAACUCAUGGGUGAUGGCCUGGGCGAGAGAGCUAGAAGAAACAGACUAUUCUUGGCGGCACAUUGCCAUCCCAACCUGCUGUACCUGUGCAGUCAUUCAGCCUCAAUUUUAAAUGCCUACCAAUGGCAACAUCUUUCAAGUUAGAUUAUGUUUAAUGAGAUCAUAAAUCCUCAUUCUGUGAAUUACCGCCCAGACGUCUAACUCGGCCAGUGGUAUGACUAUUUAAAUGCUAAAAAUCGGAUUGUGCUAGAUGAAACUGCAAAAGUCAACGCGAAUUCUUGGCAUUAGAGCAAAUUUCUGCUUUUAGAAUUUGCAAAGUGGCAGACCUUUAUAUAUACGGAGAAUUUUGCCCAGAACGCUUCGUCACAGAACGUAUAAUAAUACAUAUUUUAUAUAAAUUGGAAGAAUAAAAAAAUAAUCAUACAGUAAUUCUAAAUAAACGAUAUAAACGAUUCUGAUAGAAAACAGUACCGUAUGGCAAGCACGUGUACUACUCAACCUGUUCAUAUCAGUACGCACUGACUGUGCAAAGAAAAUGGUGAACAAUAUAAUUUUUCAGCACUGAGUAAAUGUAAUUUAAUUCAGUUAGUGUUUGUGGUUUUGGUAAGUGUAUUCUUAUGGUUUAACAAUUAUUUUUUCUGCUUUGUCUCAACACAGAACUUAGCCCUUGGGCAAAUGACUGAAUAGUAACUGUAGAAGUACACUAGAAUACAACUCAUGCAAAUGGUGUAGAUAUCUUUUCCAAAUAACCUCAAGGUAUUGGAAAUUGUAAGUCAUGACCAAUGCUUCAGCGUUUCAACGUAGUGAGCGAAGAGAUACGGCAGUGGAUGAAAAGGAGGACGGUAUAACAGUAAUGGCGGAAGACUGCAAAUAUCAUGAAGGACUACAAAUAUCACUUGGAAGUUGGUAUGAUUUUGCAUAUGUUGGCAAAGGCAAGUUUGUAAGCACACAAGUAGUCCAGUCUUAAGUAACCCUCGCAACGGUAUUCCACUGUUAAAGUCCUUUCACAUUUUCUUCUUGAUAGUUUGUUUUUCAUCUUAUAGAUUAAUUAAAAGCCUAGACGAAGGUGAUAUUUUUGUUUGCACAGUAGAGUGAGGUUGCAUGUGUGUUUGUGGGGUAUCACGUGAUCGAUAUUCGACUAAUAAAAAAAUCGAAUUCUAAAACUGUAGUGCAACCAUCCUCUUUGGUGCAUGGAGUCAGGGCGUUGGUUAUGUUGGCGGAGGGUGGUAGUGGUGAUACUGGCGAAUCCAGGGCAACGGAGCCAGGGUCCAAAAAGGAGCAUUUUCUUUUUGAAUAAUGAGAAGAAAGGCGAUUUGGGGAUUAUUUCACUCCCCUUCGAAAAACGUGUGAAAUGCCUCGAAAUUUAUCUUCGACCAAAGAAACGCUAUAUUGGGAUACAUUAAGAACUUCCAAAAUUGUUUGCCUCCAACCCCGAAAAAUUCUGUUUGGGAUCCGCCUUUGGGUGGUGAGGGUGACGCACGCGCCAUUCAGUGGAUGUUGGCGUUUGAGGUGAUCAAGGUGAGAGCGAGAGAGGGACGAGAAGCGUCUAGGACCGAGGUGGCAAUCACGUUAGGGCAACUCGAGUGGAUGGUAUUGCCAGUGAUGGUGAUGUACUACGAUUAAUUGUGUAGAUUGUUUGAGGCAGUGGUAUCGGCGAUAUGUGUGGUGUUCACGGUGCUUGCAAUGGUGGUGUAAACGCUACUGUCUAGAAGCAAAGUCUAAAUGUUGGUAAUAAUAAGCAGGAGUGUAACACAUGUAAUUGCUGUAAUUAAUACGUGCCAACAUGAGUUGCAGUUUUGGCAUCUACGCAAUUUUGCCACAUUUCCCCAAGCCUUGGAAGCAAGCUUGUGAUUCAUCAAAUACCAAAAAUCCAUGAAUGACUGCAUUGAUAUAGAUCUAUUUCUGAAGAAAUCAGGAAGACCUAUAGACCCCGAAUGACCUAAUUACCGAUUUAAGCUCAGGUGUGAAAUAUCAAGUAAACUGAGAUUAUACAAAAUUGUUUGAAAAUUGUCUCAAAAACAUGUAUUAUUUACAAUACAGUACGUGUACAGCGAUUUCGU
Messenger RNA from Acanthaster planci (crown-of-thorns starfish), 2808 nucleotides. RefSeq lists its product as uncharacterized. NCBI's taxonomy places the organism in Eukaryota, Metazoa, Echinodermata, Asteroidea, Valvatida, Acanthasteridae. Gene Ontology annotation, molecular function: signaling receptor binding. The record is from RefSeq and is a predicted model, not a curated record.